AUGCGGAGGGCCAGGGGGGGAGGCGCGGUGGAGGAGCGCGCGGAGUGGGCCGGGCAGGUUUUCGUUUUGCGGGACGUGUUUGUGAACCAUUUCGGGCAGGUGUUUAACAAGACUCACCUGUUCGACACGGGCGGCUGCAACUGGAAAGCCAAGUUUAUGUAUCCCAAGGAUGCACCAGUCGUGUCCCACCAAACAGUGGUGAAUCUGAUGGUGGCAAGGAGUGACCAGCGCUCGUACCACCAGGUCAUCGAGAGGCUCCCGCUGCUGCACGUCCUGCGCAAGAUGACAAAGAAUCCCGCCCUCAAGGACGCACACGUGGCUCUGCCGUCGUCCAGGGGUUUGCGUCGAAUGCUCACCAGCAUUCUCGAUUUCGAUCUCCCAUGGACGCCUUUCCCCUUCCACACGCCCAACACGCUCCUCUUCGCCGAGUCUCUCGUCCAACCUCUCUCGGAGCACUGUGACGAGCCUCAGCACUCGGUUUGGCGAGACAUCCGAACCUCGCUCUUCGAACCGGACCACCCGUACCACCCCCGAGCCUCCUCCAUCGCUUCCCCCCGAACCUCCCUCUCCCUCCCCUCCGUCAUCCAAUCCCACCACCUCUUCCUCCAAGCCUCCUCCCAAGCCAUCCACGACGCGAAAGCCGCCCAGAAUCCGGGCAGCAAGGAAAAACUUUCCGUGAGCUACCCUACGCCGUUUUUUGCCGGCGUGCUGCCCAUGCUUGACGUGGAUUUGGGGGAGGAUGAGGUGGCAUGGGCGGCGUUACCGAGCGAUUGGAUGGUGGUGGUGGGAUUGCAGGGGCUGCAUAAUCGGGCCGAUGCGGAGGCGAUCAGGAACGUUGUGCUUCAGCAUUUCCCGGCCCACCGAGUUGCUAGCUACUGCCCGAGCAUGUCUGUGGAAGAAUUGUCACUUUUAUCCCACUCUAAUCCCACUUCUGACCUUAUCUUCCAUUUUUCUUCCCCUGCCCGGCCUUCUCCCCCCUCUUGCAUUGCAGUGCGCAACCUCUUCUCGCGUACAGCCCUUUUCAUUACAGUCACAGACAGCACUCUCAUGCACACCAUAUUCAUGCGGCCGGCAACUCUUGUCCUGGAGCUGCGCCACCCUUCAGCCCUCCGCUUCCCCUCCUACUCCCUCUCCUCGGUUUUGAGGCUCCAGCAUUACAUCUCGGUUUGCAGUACUAGCCCCUCUUUUGGAGGGGAAGAACCGGAUGUAGACCCUGCAAUGGCGGCUGUGUCAGGGGGAGGCGCUGAAGGCGAAAAUUCCCCUUUAUUUUGUGACCUAGACCAUGUGAAAGAGGUGGUGGAUCGGGCAGCGCAAUUUGUCUACUUAAGCGAGGCUGCUUAUGCAGAGUCAAUCAAGAGGCUCGGUAAAAGGAAGGGGCGAGGAGGGGAAGAACGGGCGGCAGCAAAAACAAAUCUUGCCGUGCCUAUGCUACCCGCUGCUACAUCUGAGGGGGUAGACUGGGGGUUGUCCGUUCCAGAUCUUACUAAAGUGAUUCCAGGUUCAGUUCUCCGAACGUCCGGGCAGGUUGAAAGUUUCCGGUCGUGGGCAGCGUGCAUCGGUCAGGCGGGGCGGUGGAAAUUCGACGGGCGGCCGAGAUUUUUGCCGUGGCCUUAUAAGGGUGCAGGCACGUGUGACAUUAGAGCAAUGGAGACUACAAAGGGGGUGAUAGCUGUGAAUGAAGCAGAUGAUGUUGUGAGGAGGGGGGGUGCGCCUAGCGAAUGGAAGAUUCGCGGGGAAUUGAAGUAUGUUUGGGAUGUUCUUAAAAGCAAAUGCGAUUAUAAGGAGGAUGUGGCGAGUGUGGGGAUGGGAGAGGAGCGGUAUGAGGAGGAGGAAGGAGGAGGAGGAGGAGGGGGAGAGUUGGGAGAGGAGGGGGAGGAGGAAAGUGAUUUGCUUGAGGAGGAUAACGGGGAUGAAGGCGAGGAAGAAGGGGAAGGUGAAGGGGCCCCUGUGCUUCCUGCUGCCGAUGCAAUUAUACUGAACCGCGGGCCGCACUAUAGAGAGGAUAACGACUUUGAGCCGCACCUGCGCACUACACUCUUAUACCUCCGAAACCGGUUCCCGGAUAAGCUGCUAAUCUACCGGAACAGCGCGGGCGGCCACGUGGACUGCCCGAAAUACCACAAGCCAAUCGAAAAAGGCGCUGCAAGACCCCUCUAA
Molecule: messenger RNA, 2157 nt
Organism: Closterium sp. Yama58-4
Lineage: Eukaryota; Viridiplantae; Streptophyta; Zygnematophyceae; Desmidiales; Closteriaceae
Source: the annotation of a GenBank genome assembly